Messenger RNA from Corylus avellana, 470 nucleotides. Lineage: Eukaryota; Viridiplantae; Streptophyta; Magnoliopsida; Fagales; Betulaceae. The record is from RefSeq and is a predicted model, not a curated record.
AAUAUUUUUUUGGAAUUAGGGUUUAUAAGCCUAGAACACUUGCGGCGUCCGGGAGCUCUCUGAUCUGCUCUUCAGCCGAAGAUCUCUUCUGCACGAAAAAGCGAAAAUGCCAAAGCAAAUCCACGAGAUCAAGGAUUUCCUUGUUACUGCAAGAAGAAAAGAUGCACGCUCUGUCAAAAUCAAGAGGAGCAAGGAUGUGGUGAAGUUUAAAGUUCGCUGCUCCAAGUACCUUUACACUCUCUGCGUCUUUGACAAUGAGAAGGCUGAGAAGUUGAAGCAAUCCCUUCCUCCAGGUUUGAAUGUGCAAGACCUGUGAAGCAAAUGAGUUGCUAUCAUUUUUGUUUACCCCUUAAAUUUGGUAACUGUGUUGUUAGGUGGUGAGAACCUUGCAAUUUCUUUGGGCAUGAAUUUGUAGACUGAACCUGAUGGUGUGUUUAGCAUUUUAAUUUAAUGAAUGAACUUCUCAAUUA